CGAUGUUCUUGUUGUGUCAACGGUAGAAAGGAUUUGAUAUAAAUUUGGAAACAUUUCUCAAGGGAUCAUCAGUCAUUUUCUAACCAGAUCGGUGGAAACACUACUAAUCAAAGGGUUCUUCAAAAAAACACUUUGACAAAACUUCAAAAUGUUGAAGCUCGUUUGCCUGUUUGCCGUUCUGGCGGUUGCCAUGGCUGAUGUGAGGCCAGUGCCAGUCAAACCUGACACUCCGGUCAAGAGCGAAAUUCAAGCACCAGAUACCGCUACAGAUCUGGAUAAGGCAGAAACGUACGGUUUCGGUUACCACAAGCAUAUCUACGCUGUUCCCCAGUUCUACGGCGGAAGAUACGGAGGUUAUGGAGGAUAUGGAGGUUACGGAGGCUACGGAGGAUACGGAUAUGGUGGAUAUGGUGGAUAUCACGGAGGAUAUCUUGGAGGAUACCAUGGCGGCUACUACCCAUACUACGGUAACAGUUACUACUACUAAUGUGUGAAUCAAUGAAUAAAUGAGAAUUAUUUUUGGAAAUUA
Aedes albopictus (Asian tiger mosquito) is the source of this 529-nucleotide messenger RNA. RefSeq names its product glycine-rich protein 3. NCBI's taxonomy places the organism in Eukaryota, Metazoa, Arthropoda, Insecta, Diptera, Culicidae. The transcript is spliced from 2 exons. Bases 149 to 487 code for a protein of 112 amino acids. The record is from RefSeq and is a predicted model, not a curated record.